GACAACAUGCCAGAAUUUCAGAAGAUUUACUCAGCAUUUCGUGUUUGCUCAUAUACUUUCAAACAGCCACAGAUUAUUUUUCAAAAUUUCGAAGAACCCGGUAAUCCCGAUAGAACAUAUCGUCAACUGAACUGUCAAAUAAUGUCGCUCAAGCAGCGGCAACAAUCAGCCCAAGAAAUUUGAAUGGUGUCUCGCCAAUGUCAUAAUGUGACACGUUACUUCACGUGUCGUAUGCCUCGGUAUAGCAGUGUCCGAAAAAAUGUGAUAGAGAGGAAAAUAAGUUUGAUCUGUCGCCUACAAUAGUACAUUUUUACUACUUCGUUAUGGUGGCCCAACAGUGUCCGAAAAAGGCGACACAGAGAGAUAAAGCAGUCUGAACUGUUCCUUAAAAUAUUAAUCUUUUCAUUAGAGACAAUAAUUAUACCUUUUUGUUCGUAAAUAAAAUAUUUACAAACCCGAGAUUGAAGGUGGCACUCUGGACACACCGAUAGCUCUUUGUAAAACCGCAGUUACGGGCAUAUCAUUACAAAAAAAUUAUGAAUAGGUCGGAAAAUUUCUGGCAGAACCAGCUGUUAAGUAACGGUUAAUUUGCUCACAACAUCUCCAACUUAAAUUCAUACUACACACUUGUUAAAAUAUUGUAAGAAAAAUGGCAGAUGAAGAAAACCCAGAGGAUGCCCCCGCAGAGGGUGAAGAGCCCGCUGAAGAGGCUCCUGGUGAAGAAGGAGAGGAAGGAGGAGAAGAAGCUCCUGCAGAAGGCGAGGAAGCUCCAGCAGAAGGCGAGGAAGGUGCACCAGAGGGUGAGGAAGGAGAAGGCGAGGGUGAGAUAGGUGAAGGUGGAGAGGAGGGUGGGGAAGAGAUUCAGCCAGAAGAAAGAGAAGGAAUAAUAUCAGAUGAAUCUGAUGUAUUCAAUGAACUCAUGAAUGCUGGAGGUCAAGCAAGAGAAGCUGCAGCUAUGAUUGAGUCGCUGAAAGCAUCUGUUAAAGAAUUUCAGACGAAAGAAAUGCUCUCUGCUGAAGAUGCAGCAUUAUUGCAAUCAAAACAGGAUGAACUGAUGGCAAAGCUUGGUGAAUUUGGAGCUCUGACAAUUAGGAUACAAACCCUUUUAAAACUUAGUCAUCUGACAGAGUCUCAGCUAUGCCUGUUGGAGGGCCCACGUCCUGGUGAAGAGAAGGAAACAUUUGAUUUGGAAAUUGAGGAUGAAAGUCUUCCUAAAGUAAUAAUUUGUGGUUCCGAAGAUCAUAUUCCAAGAAUUGUUGUUUGUGAGCCUACAGUGAAGAAAGAAGAACCUUUACUGAAGUGUUGUUGUGCUAAGCAUCCAAUACUUCUUGGAGGUAUUGGUGGUGAUACCGCAGGUUACAAAGGAGACAUCACAAUGGAUUCCCUUUUGAAGCAGUUAAGUAGUCUGCAGCAAGAAAUGAAGUUGAUAACUGAAGAAAACAAUUUUCUGAGUAAAAAGUUGUCUGAAAUUACUGACAAGACAAGAUGCAGUGUCUGCAAUAAACCAAAACCUCUUUGUCGCUGUGAUAAACCAACAGCUCCUCCAGUAUGUUGUGGAUCAAAACCAGUACCUCCCAGCUGUUGUCCACCAAAACCAAAGCCUGUAUGUAACUGCCCACUUCCACAGAAGCCUCCUUGCCUCUGUUGUCCACCUUGUCAAUGCUCUGGACCACCAAGUAUACCUUGCUGCUGUGGGGCAUCUGCUACAAUUCCUAAAGGACCUGUUCAGUCAACAUGUCCAGUAGUACCUAAACCAGAGCCGCCUUGUGCAUGUUGUAAACAAGCAGACAAAAAGGACAGCUCUGCUGCCAUUGCACAAAUGGAAACUCGCCUAAGGAAUAUGAUCACUGAUGUCAGCAAAAUGCAGUGCCAACUGCGAGAGCUUCAGCAGCUGCGUCAAAAAUUAGAAGAAGAAAAAUCAGAUUUAUGCCCUUGUUUCGAUGAGCUGUUUUGAAUAAAAAGAAUCCUGAAAGUCAUUCUGGAACUAUUUGUUUAUAUACACUGCUGAAAAAAAUGCAACACCCUGAAGGACACGAUCAUUUUAUUGACAUUUGAAAUGACAGAUACUUCAUCACAUAUAUGAUAACAAAUGCAGACCAAAUAAAAUACAGGUCACAGCCCCCAGACAAUCACAUUAA
Schistocerca americana (American grasshopper) is the source of this 2138-nucleotide messenger RNA. RefSeq lists its product as uncharacterized. The transcript has 8 exons. Lineage: Eukaryota; Metazoa; Arthropoda; Insecta; Orthoptera; Acrididae. Bases 650 to 1954 code for a protein of 434 amino acids. The record is from RefSeq and is a predicted model, not a curated record.